Messenger RNA from Gopherus flavomarginatus (Mexican gopher tortoise), 5053 nucleotides. It is a transcript of the gene CSRNP1, whose product is annotated as cysteine and serine rich nuclear protein 1. Gene Ontology annotation, biological process: regulation of transcription by RNA polymerase II. Gene Ontology annotation, molecular function: DNA-binding transcription factor activity, RNA polymerase II-specific; sequence-specific DNA binding. The coding region runs from base 223 to 1965 and encodes 580 amino acids. The transcript is spliced from 5 exons. Lineage: Eukaryota; Metazoa; Chordata; Testudines; Testudinidae. Gene Ontology annotation, cellular component: nucleus. The record is from RefSeq and is a predicted model, not a curated record.
GAGGCGCAGAGCCGAGCCAGGCACAGCCAGUCCUUCCGCAGCUCCAGACAGCAGCAGCCGCUCGUCUAGACGAUGCGAGGCUGAGCGAAGGCUCCGUCCUGCGAGCUGCGGAGCCCGGAGCCGAUCCGCCGGGGCUGCUGGCGCCUGCUCGGCGCGCCUCCGUCUCCCUCGCUCGCCGGCCCCGGAACCCAGGCGCAGUUAUAUGAAAAAUACCGAAUAACCAUGAGUGGAGUAUUGAAAAGGAAGUAUGAUGAACUGGAGGAUGAUGCCACCUACUGCUCCUCUUCCUCCUGCUCCCCUUUCUCCUCUUCUUCGGCCUCGUCAGGUUGGGAAACAGAUGAGGAAAACUCUCCGGGAGACAGCAAGCCCAGCACUGCCUUACCCUCCAGUUUCACUCCUACAUCCAUCCUGAAGAAAACCAAACGGUUAAAGAAGAACAAUGUGGAAUUCGACCAGGUCACUGUGUUUUACUUUCCACGCUGCCAGGGGUUCACCAGCGUGCCUAGCCGGGGUGGCUGUACCCUGGGGAUGAUGAGCAAGCACAGUUCGUCCAGGCAGUUUACACUGGCAGAAUUUUCAAAGGAACAGGAGAACGUUCGGCGGGAGAAACUCAAGGAGCGGUUAAAAGAGGAGAAGCUGGAGGCAUUGAAAUGGAAGCUGACUGUGAACGGCACGGCAGAGUCUGAGGAGGCCAGCCAGCUCACUACUGAGGACAUAUCUGACGAUGACGUGGAUGUGAGCAAUGUGGAGCUGGAGGACGGCUUCUUCCUACAGCCCUACCCUGCCAAAAAGAGACGUGCUCUGCUCAAAACGAUGGGAGUGAAGAAGAUCGACAGAGAGGAGAAACGGGAGCUGCACAGCAUCCGCCUGUCCCGUGAAGACUGCGGCUGUGACUGCCAGGAGUUCUGCGAUCCAGAGACCUGCAGCUGUAGCUUAGCAGGCAUUAAAUGUCAGAUGGAUCACACUUCGUUCCCUUGUGGCUGCACAAAAGAUGGCUGUGGAAAUACAGAAGGGAGAAUAGAAUUUAACCAGGCUAGAGUGCAAACUCACUUCAUCCACACCAUCAUGAAACUGGAACUGGAAAAGAACCAGCAGAGCAGCGAAAGGAAUGUAGAACCCGAAUCAUCAUUCCGGGACAGGCUGCAUCAGUUUGGCUGUUCGGCAGGGAAAAACGUGUUUGAGGAAAGAGCUGUCCCAUUGACUCCAGCCUUUCAGUUCAACAUGGACCUGGAGACUGUUGGGGAGAAUAGCUGUAGUAGUGAUAUGACAGACUCUUCGAUUUCAUCCAUUCAGAGCGAGGAUUCAGAAGAACAGUACGAGAGUGUCCCGUCAGAUAAGUCUCAGUCUGAUAUUGAUGACGACGGCCUGGCAAGAAUACUCCACUUCAAUGAUUCCGACAUCGAAGACAACAGUAAUAAUUGCCAAGACAACUUGAGCUGUUUCCAUCCUGCUGACUUCUUUAGUGCUAACAUUGAAGACCAGUGUGAUACAACUGCUGAAAAACUCAGCACUGGAAAGUACUCUGGCCAUUUGUCAAACAUCUCCGAAUGCCUGGAUGAAAAUGCCAAUCAGGAUGCUGGUUGUUUUCUAGACGAAACUGCUGAUACACACUGUGAUGGGCUUUCUUGCUGCGUGUCAUCAUCUGCAGAGCAGUGCUCAAAGAGCUACACAGAUCUCAGCCUUUCCUCUGACUCCUUGGAUCUUUUUCAGUCAUUUUCCGACUACAACUUGGGACCUCUUUAUAACUCGUUAAAGGAAUAUGAGAACCUUGAUAACUUUUCAGCAUUGCAGUUUCAGUUGCCUAAUUUUCCUGGCUUUCCCCAGGCAGGAGACCAAAGCACCUGUUUCCUGGAGUCUCUAAUUGGCUUGUCUGAAUCUGUCCCAGAAACCCCAGUCCCUUUCACAGACAAUCAGCUUUUAGAAGAUGCCAUUAAGUCAUCACUAAUGGAAACAGUGAAAGUUUAAAAAAAGAAGGAAAACUGAAAUUAAAACUGAAGUACUGAGCAAACUUUCACUGAAGGAGAAAAUACUACAAAAAAGCUUUCUAAGCAGACAAAUUAUUUUUUGUCUUUAUAGAACAUGGACACUUUGAAAUACUGCAGCUACAAUCAGUUCCCUUGCUGUUUGUGCAAAAUUUAUAAACUUUCAUAAUUUGGAAAAAAUAGAAGACUUUCAAGUACGAAUUUACCUGUGUUUUGUAUAAAAAGACCUAUUAAGAAAUACUCCUUGUUAACAUUGCCAGUCAUACACAACAGCCCCUUCUAGAAAAUAUUCAGUGUUGCAGAAACUUUUUAAAACAACUUUUGAAUCCAUAUUUAUUGUGAAAAAUGAUUUGCAUAAGAGUGAGUCUGCCAUGCUCUUACAUUUAAAUCUGAAGAGGUUUACAGAAAAGAUCCAUACACUAGAUCCAUAAUCAUUUUCACCUAUUUAUUGCAAAUUCCAGAAUUUAAAUAGCCACCGAAGCUUGAACUAGCAUGAAACCUUAUUUAAAUUGGUAAUACCUCAGAUGUAUUAUGUGUACAAUCAUAUUUUUUACAUAAUAUAUCUGUAUUUAUUUAUUUUUUACCUUUUAGUACAUGAAUAGCACUGUGGUUUAUUAAUGACCUGGAAGUGCAAUAAAAGUCUUUAGCAGCACAGAUCCUAAAGACGACAACACUGUUUUUUAAAAGAGGUGGAAAGGUAUUAACUUUAGAGAUGGUCAGAUACCUUUUCCGUCUUUGCAUAACAUUUCUAAAAGAGCCUAAGCCAGGUGAAGUUGGGGGGGAAGGGGGGGUUGGGGUUUUUUCAUAAUUAAAAACAUCCUCUUGGUAGCUAAAAAUCCUUUCAUGGAUGGGAUUAUACAAUGUUGUGUGAGGUCCAUAAUUCUGCUAUGGAAAACAAUCCCCCUAAACUUGUCAAGAAAUAAUAUGAACUAACUAUAUUUAAAAAAACUUUUUUCGUAAAUUAUUUUAUAAUUUUAUUUAAUCGCCUAAGGAUUUGGCCAUCAGAUCGAUAAUGAUCUAUUAUGGUGCCUGAAUAUGCAGAGGAACCAUUAGCAGCAGCAGAUGUAAUGAGGAGGGACCUUUCCAGCCUGUAGAACUUUGAGAGCAAAGCAGAUGAUAGCAACACUGCUCAUGCUCCCGAUUUAAGUGCUCCUUAGUACGCUGAAGUGUCAAGGGUCUAACCAUUAUAAAACAUGAUGGGACAGACGAUUUAUAUGCAUUUUAUAGCUAAAGUGAUGCAAGUCAAUUAGAUGAAAACGAAGGUAUUGGAUUAUUUAUUGCUUUUAUACGUUUUAGAAAAACCUAAAAUAAAAAAGUAAAGCUGAAUAAUUUGGAGCAUCUUUUAAAAAAAAAAAUAAGAAAUCAAAUAGUAUUUUAAAGGGUAUCAGAGGCCUUCUUAGGCACAUGUGUUUAAAUCAGUCUGAAAACAGGUCACUGGCCAUUACAUAUAAUUGGACAUAAUCUGUAUUUUAGCAGUACACUAAGUGCCUGUGCCAACACUACUCGUGUGUGUUGGUCUAGUUUGUAUAUCCCGGUAUCAUGAUAUAAAUCUACCAGCUUUAAAAAUAGGUUUAAAAGAUUAAAUUCUUGUAUGUGAUACAGUGAUACCUGUACUUGAGCAAUAGCCAAAUGGGGGACAUAUUUUGUUCCUUUUAAAGCCUGGUGUACCUUGAGUUCAACGUCCAGCUCUAGCUGUUUUAAACAAAAGUGGUGCAUGUAGUGACCCCAUACUCUGAAUGUAACCCCGUGGUGUCUGCUUUGCUGACUAGGCUAGCAUAGGCAGACUCCCAAGCAAGAAAAGAUGGUGUCAGUUUGACUGAUUUUAGGCUGAAACAAAAACCCUUAUGAAAAGCUGAGGCAAAACACUUCCAUUGGCUGAACUAUAAAUCUAGCUGACUGUAGAGAUUAUAAUGGUUUGUACCUGCUAGUUAAUAAAUGAUUAUUUGGUAUUCUAAUUGGCACAGCAAGCUGUUCACAGCUACCAGCAAUUAGGAAAUUCUCACAUACCAGGCGAGCUAUUUUGUCCAUUGUAGAUCUUUGCUUGUAUUGAGCUGGUCAACUUUUAAAUGGACAUAUAACAACACAAAUUGAACUGUGACCCUUUGCAGCUGUGACUAAUAGCUGGGUUUCUGUAUAGCUGCAGGUUGUAUUGCUCAGGAGUCCGUUGGUGCUGUCUGAUUUAACUUCAUCAGACUCCACUGGCCACUCUGGGACAGCCUGCAUCUUCGCUCCUGGAGCCCCAGCUACCCUGACUGAGCCCCCAGCAUUCCUUCCACACUGGAAACCUCACUGAGGACCCUGCACUGUGCUGUGCAGAGCAAUGGUACACUUGCAUACAAGUCUUACCUAGCAAGAAUUGCUGGAUGGGACUUGGCUGCCAUGCAGGAGAGCCAUUGUAGGUGAACUACUGGCAGAUGGAGGAUUUCAAGAAUUUUUCUUUGUUCUGAAAAUCCCGUUUAAUUAUCUAAUUGGUGGUAGUUUCUAUUCUUCAGAUGGCAUCAAAAAUACUGACAAACAGUGUCCGGUACCAUUCUGUAUUUAUUGGCACUAAUGUAAGAUUCUGUUUUAGAACAUUCCUAGGUUUCUCUGCAUAUCUAUCAUUUUAAAAGUGAACGAUGGGGAUAAAGAUUCCUGCCUUCAUGGAUUUUUUUUCUAUAAUUUAUUCAUUUUAUUUGUGUUGGUGCCAAAAAAGAAAAAAUUGGUUCUUUUUCUCCCUUCUUCAGGGCACUGAACUGUAAAUAUAUAUAUUUUCCUCUCUCUGUAUCUGUGUAAAAAGUUGCCUGUUAAACAGUUUAAAAACUGGGUAUUUAUUGACACAAGCUGUAAUUAUCUAAUGUAUUGAUUGAAACGCUUUGGUUUCAACAUAGCUUUAUUUUAGCUUUCUUUGUGUGUAUAUAUUGUGAUUAUGUUGCUUAAAGGUACAAGUGAAAAAAGCUUUAUUUUUACCUUAUCCAUUUUCAUUUGUUUAAAAAAAAAAAAAGCAUAUUUGUCUACAGCUGCUGUCUGUCAUUUCAUCAAAGCAAUAUGAAGAAAUUUCCAUUUACACUCUCAAUAAAACAAUUUUGUUUGAA